AAAACCUACUGUCCCUGGAAGCGGCCGCUUCGGCGAGGACAGCGUUAUGGAGGCUGAGCCAUCGGCGGGCGGGGCCGUGCUGGCCAGGGAGGCGGGACUGCGCCGGGAGCACCAAGCAGCGCUGAGGGCGGCACAGGAAGGCGGGAGGAAGAGGCAGGGCGGGACGGGAGCGGCGGGACGGGAGCGGCGGGGCCGAGACACGCCGCCAAUGGCGAGUCGGGACGCGAGUGCGAGAGCGGGACCUGAGCGCAGGAGCUCGUCAGUGGGGAGGAAGGGCGGUGCCAGCCAAUCGGAGACCGCUGUGCUGACGGGCGAGCCAAUGGCGAGCCGCGCAGGCGGGGCGCUAGCCAAUCAGGGCGCGACCGGCGAACAAAAGGGGCCCUCCAAGGCCCUGGCCCCUCUCCCGAGCACAAUUUCACAUGACGCAACGGCUGCGGGAAGCGGUUCGCGAGCCGUGCCCGCCGCCGCCAUUUUGUGAGCGCCGAGACUGAGCCGGCGGCGGCCGGAGGAGCGGCGGCACCAGCAGCGCAGCCAGCGGGAGUCGCGGCGCGGAGGAUGCGGUAGAGGAGCCCAGCGGCGGCAGCGGCGGGGGGGCGGCAUCGGCAUCGCUCGGCGGCGGGGAAUCGCGGGGAGGGGGCUGUCGGUCGGUGGGUCGGGUCCUGGUCCGAGCAGCAUGUCGGCCCCGGAGAGCAGCGCUGGCAGCAGCGAGGCCCGGGAGGACGCGUGCCGCGACUACCAGUCGUCGCUGGAGGACCUGACGUUCAACAGCAAGCCGCACAUCAACAUGCUGACCAUCCUGGCCGAGGAGAACGUGCCCUUCGCCAAGGACAUCGUCUCCCUGAUCGAGGCGCAAAUCGCCAAGGUUUUUAUAUUCCACCGACUACUACUCCUACCUAUACUGCUGGGGGGACCGGCCGGGGCAGCGGGAUAGGGCGGCCUAGGGGAGGUCAGCGGCAGAGGGGGGCGAGGAGGACAGGGGGACACAGCGGAGCCAGGGGUGGGCAAGAGGGCCCGAGGGCCGGGAAAUGGAGCGAGAGAGAAAGGGAGAAGCUCGGUCGGAGGCCGGGCGGGGUGAGGAGGCCGGCGACGGGGUGGAUAUGGCUGGGCUGGGGCGGCGAGGGGGGCUCAGAAGGUAGUGCCGGGGAGGGUCCUGGUAGUGAGGGGGCGAGUAGGGAGAGGAUUUGGACAGAGCUGGAGGGUGUCGGGGGCUCCGAUGGGUCCAGGAGGCAGGGGUCGCCGUGGGGGGAGCAGGCGGAAGAGGGAAGCCUCUCCCAGCUGGGAUCAGGGUGUACGGGGCGAGGCGGCGGGGAGCGGGGAGGGCUCCUUAUUCCAUCGCUAAACUUAAGGCUGCUGCUUCUACUGCCCCAUUGCAUAGGGAGCAGGGGACUCGAGGGAGGGGAGCAGCCCCCACACCACCCUUUGGGAUUAGGGAAGGGUUUGGGACUCAUCCUAGGAGAAGCUGCGAGAUGAGGGGAGCGUGGCUCGCGGUGCGAGCCCCGUGUAAAUAGCAGGCACAACAUGGCGGCCCAGCAGUGACUGGGCAGCUGCACCUCCGCGCCCUUGGAGCUGGGUUUUCCCCCUAUAUGGAGUCAGGAUUCGGUGUCCGAAUCUGGUGUCUAAACCCUUGGAUUUAGGCGAUUUGGACAGUAGGUGAAUGUUGCAAUCAUUAGAGAGGGCCUGAGUCGGGAGGUCUCGUGGAGGGUUGGGUUUUUCUUGGGGGGUAGUUUAAAGGGAAAUAAUAUUAAGUUUAUAGAACGCAAAUUGUCCGUUUCUGAAGGGCUAAAUAUAGUGACUUUUAAGUAUCAGUUAAGGCCAUUUACCCAGUGUGGUCCCUGUGAGAGAUUAAUUGGGGGGUGGGGGGCAUCGUUAUCGUAUAGAAAAGUUUGUGGGCCAUCUUCUCCGGAUAGAGAGGUGGUGGUGGGGUUGUUUUGCUCUGACUGAUUAGAGAAAAUUCUGAGGGCUUGGGAUAAUCUCUUUGGCUUUCAGAUGAUAUGUGCCCCGAGUAACGCUAGUGUUGUGUGCAUAUUUAAUAUAUUUUGGCUAGAGAAGUUUAUUGGUUAAGGAUGGGGAAGAAGAAAUUGUCCCUGACUGUAGAAACUGCAGCAGCCUGUAGGAUCCUAACAUGGCGUCUGAAAGGCACAUGAUAUAAAAAGGGAAAGAGGAGGCUCCCUCUGAGCCCAGCCCAGGCAGUUGCUGACAUCAGUCAGCCACUACACAUGGAUAGGGGUUUUGCAGCACCUUUCUAAUGAGCAUUUUGUAAGAAAAGGGUUCUUCUUUCAAUCCCCCAUGGUGCCAGUCACCCCUCCCUCGUUGUUUCCCUUGCUCCCUCUGAUCUCAGGUGUUAAAAGGCUUUUUUCCUUUGGCUUUAAAUCGUGGUUUAUAAUGGUGAGAAUUGUACUACCUAAUGAUGGGGGAGGGAAGGAUCUCCUAAGUUACUUAAUCUAUCUUUCUGUCAAUGCAGGAUGUCUUUUUAGUAUGCCACAGACCUCUUCCAGUCUAGUUUUAAAUGCUGCCAGUGGCUGAGUUUUGCCAUUCCUUGGGGAGGUGACCUCAUAAUCUAAUAGCUCUCACCAUUAUAUCUCCUAAAGGGCAGUGGAUGUGUAUAAAAUGAUUUGUGGUGAAUAACAAUGCUGUCAUUUUUUUUUUUUUUUUUAUUUCUGGGUGAUUUAGAACCUGCCCUGAAGUGUGGGGUUUUUUUAAAAAGAUGUCUUAAAACCUGUAUCAAUGGUUAGUUUUGCCUAGUUACUGUUUGUGACUGUAGCUUAUUCAAGGCAAGUUUUUAGUUGUUUCUGGGAAAGUGAUCUCCUUUACUAAGCCACUUUUUAAAAAGUGUUGCCUGGAGACAGUUUGUUUAGUGUAAAACUUGAGUGGUCUGCUUUACAAUUAAAUAAAUGGUUCUGAAAUGUGUGACUGGUAUUAUAAAAUUUGUAAAUAAAAAGUGUGAAAUAUG
This is a messenger RNA of Pseudopipra pipra, 2950 nucleotides long. RefSeq lists its product as uncharacterized. NCBI's taxonomy places the organism in Eukaryota, Metazoa, Chordata, Aves, Passeriformes, Pipridae. The coding region runs from base 47 to 478 and encodes 143 amino acids. The record is from RefSeq and is a predicted model, not a curated record. The transcript has a single exon.